Drosophila ananassae is the source of this 3421-nucleotide messenger RNA. Its product is annotated as CDK5 and ABL1 enzyme substrate 1. The transcript is spliced from 9 exons. NCBI's taxonomy places the organism in Eukaryota, Metazoa, Arthropoda, Insecta, Diptera, Drosophilidae. The coding region runs from base 946 to 3141 and encodes 731 amino acids. The record is from RefSeq and is a predicted model, not a curated record. Gene Ontology annotation, biological process: regulation of cell cycle.
CUAUUACUUUGAUUCGAGCUGGUCACACUGUCAGUCGUUCGUGAAUUUUGUGGAAGCCCGUCUGCUGAUGUUUUCGUCGUUGCGGCGGAUUUUCUGAUUCUCAUUUGGUUCGCGAAUUUCACCCAGCCUACGUACCGCGCUCGCAUAAUUGACAAACAACCUAACACCGAUCCGUGAAGGAGUUUUUUGUAAACAUAUCGUAAUUGGCCUGCAUUUUGCAUAAUUUACGCAACGAAAGGGGCAGCUGCGUGAGUGCGACCGAGACCCAAGACCGAUACAGAAGCAAAAGAGAGAAAGAGAGAGAGAGGGCCUGUGGAGGCGCAGGCGAGUUGGCAGCCAAGAGGCGAAAAUCAAAGUCUUUUUCGAAAUUAGUUGCGAGCCCCCUAAAAAUAGCCCAAUAUGACGCGCUUGAAACAUUUCUCAACAUAGAAUGAAAAUCAAUUAAUAAAUAAAAUUAAAUAAUCAGCUAAAAAACGCAUAUCCUAAGUGCCAACAACGCAUAUUCUUCAAAAAAUCGAAAAAAAAGUGUUUAAAAAACAUAAAUCUAAAUUUAUUUUUCAAUUUUAAAGUUAAUAAAAAGUGUUAAAAAAAAUCAGUCAUCAUGGCGCGAAUUAGUAGUUUGUUUUUUAAUUCGUCGGAGAAUUUAGAGACUAAAAAACUUAAUUAAAAGAGUAAAAAAAAAGAGUUAAAAAAAAGAGUAAAAAUAAAUAAAAUUUUUAAACAAAAUCCAUUUGUUUGUGAGUGCAAUAAGGAAGGAGAAAGAGAAAGAGAGAGAGAGACUGUUCCAGAAAAGUGCAAGCCAACUUCACAUUCCACCACUUGACGGACGGGGGGAUUGCUUUUGAAACCCAAACCACAACAGCAACAACAACACUCGUGUGACAACCACCACCCACCUACCACUUUGGUUAAACUUUCUUGGUAACUCAAAGGGUUAAUCGCCUAAUGGCAAGUUCGCUAAACAAGACGAGACACAGGCGCAGACUGGCUGCGAUCUCGUUCCUAUCGAAUAUCUCGUUAGAUGGCACCCACCGGGACACAAAAUUUGGCGCAACAUUCGGCAGCAGCCUGCUCUGCAGCAACCAUAAUAGGAAUCCAACCUCGCUGGUACUCGGCACAGGAGGAGGCUAUCAUCCGCAUUAUCAGCAGCAUCACCACCAGCGCAGCCACUCGGCCACGCACCACAACCACCAAAAGCGGCAGCAGCAGCAGCAGCAUCCGCACCACCAGAACCAACAACAGCAGCAACAACAUCAUCAGCAGCAGCAGCAACAUCAUCAACAAAACCAACAACAUCAGCAGAAUGGAGGAGCUCCAUGCUCGCCGCUCCUCUGCAGCGCCGAUGUCCAUAUGGGCAUCGAUGGUGGCUUCAGCCUGGAGGACUGCACCACAGCCGGCACCGCCGCUGCCAGCGAUGGUGACGGGCAUUUUAGUGAAACUGAAAAUAUGGGUCACCACCUGAUGAAUGUCCUGCCAGCGAAAGCCGGCCAAUCGGCGCCGGCUGAGCGACGCAACAUAAAGCGACCGACCUCGUCGGGUCGUCAUCCGGCCACCCAUCAGGGUGCAAGUGCUCCGGCACCGGGCAGUGGCAAUAUGAUCAGCAAGCAGCAGAACCAGCUGCAACAGCGGCAGGCACGGGGCUGCACCGCCGGCAGUGGGGGAUCGGGUGCCGAGAGUGGCAGCGAUUCCGACAGCGUCAAGAUACCGCUCAAGGUGUCCAAUCUGGGCAGCGGCGGUGGCGUCACCGGCGGAGGAGGAGCAGGAGCAGGAGCGGGAGCAAAGCUAUUACCGCUAAGGGAAAGAACCUUUAGCAAUGGGGCCAGCGACCAGAACCUGCUGCCGGAGAGGCGGGCCCGUUUGAACACGGCGCCCGGAAUGCGGGCGGGCUCCAAUUCGAGCAUCGCCGUUGGAGGCGGCCUGAAGCGUACUUAUGUGCUGAGCGGAUCGAGUGUCAGCCACAUUACGGAUGACAGCAGCACGGAGAGCCUGACGCCGGCGGGCAACUUUGCGGGCAGUUUCCGGAACAGCCUGAGCAAGUCGGUGCAGAUCAGUGAUGGCAGACGCGGAACUGGAGUCCAGGGACUGGGAUUGGGUCAGGGCAGGGAUGAGCGGAUGGUCUUAGUGUCUCGCAAAGUGCCCUUUUUCAUUUUCUCCGCAUUGCCGUACUACAAGGGCAAGAAUGGAAGGGCCGAGUUCCGGAAGGAGGAUCGUCGUCGCCGGAAUCCUUCCACUUCACGCCCCUUGAGCUCUAUCAACGAUGCCCCCUUUGAUCCUUUCGAUUUGUUGGGCAUCCAAAAGGCGGAAAGUGGUCAGGAUAUAUCCUAUGGCCACCUGCUGAUACCAUCGCGUCAGUAUGAGAAAGAACGCAAGAAGCACGGCAAUGCUUCCACAAAUCCUUCCAUCUUCGAGAACCAAAUGGAGAUUACGAGUACAGCCGCCCUCAAGAACCACGGCAUUGCAAGCACAAAAACCAUAACCAAACGUCAAGGCAAAUGGUGCUUUACGUAUGAGAACAAUAACCGGAAUAGUGCUGCAAGUCCUACUCCAGACUUGAAGCUAGAUAUGGACAUAGAGAGUGUUAUCCUGGGAGAUUCAACGAGGGGUCAAGCGUACUCCGCCAGCAUCUUGGAUGAUCCUGAACUAAUUGCCGGCAAGCAUCGCACUCUGCUCACCUUCACCUCGUACAUGACCUCCGUGAUCGAUUAUGUGCGUCCUUCGGAUCUGAAGAAGGAACUGAACGACAAGUUCCGUGAAAAGUUCCCCACCAUACAGCUCACGUUGAGCAAGCUGAGGAGCAUCAAGCGAGAAAUGCGUCGUAUUAACAAGCUGGACUCGCGCAUCGACCUGGUGACCAUCUCUCAGGCGUACGUGUACUUCGAGAAGCUCAUCCUGGCCAACCUGAUCAACAAGAGCAACCGCAAGCUGUGCGCCGGCGCCUGUCUGCUGCUCAGCGCCAAGAUGAACGACGUUAAGGGCGAGGCCCUCAAGAGCCUCAUCGAGAAGACGGAGAGUGUGUUCCGGCUGAAUCGCAAAGAGCUGAUAUCCUCGGAGUUUGCAGUGCUGGUGGCGCUGGAAUUCAGUCUCCAUGUCCAUCGGCAUGAGGUGCUACCACACUAUCAGCGGUUGCUCUACGAAUCCUAGGACUGGCCAAGCCGCUUCGGCGGCGGGGAACGGAGUUUUUUGGCGGCGGCGCAGGCUGUCCAGCAACUGGUCCGCAAGGGCAGUCGCAGGAGUCGACGGGGCGCUGCCUACUUUUCGGCGGGCGAUCGUACUUAACCGCUCGGGCGUAGCAUACUUUCGGGUGUUGGGCUUUCAAACGAUUCAAUAAUAUUGCUAGACCUAAGGCGUACCUAAACAUAAGUUCUUUUUGCUAAUUGAAAAAAUGGAAAACAAAAAAAAAAAACAAAGAAAAAAAAUAUUA